AUGGCAGGGAUUCCAGGGCUUCUUCCUUUCCUCCUCCUCCUCCUGCUCUGUAUGGUUGGGCAAGUGAGUCCCUACAGUGGCUCCUGGAAACCCACUUGGCCUGCUUACCAGCUUCCUGUCAUCUUGCCUCAGACUACCCUCAACUUAGCCAAGCCAGAAUUUGGGGCAGAAGCCAAGUUGGAGGUGUCCUCCUCAUGUGGACCCCAGUGUCACAAGGGAGCUCCAUCACCCACAAAUGAAGAGGUCAAGCAAUACCUGUCUUAUGAAACGCUUUAUGCCAAUGGCAGCCUCACAGAGACCCAGGUAGGCAUUUAUCUUCUCAGCAGUGGCAGAAGUGGGGCUCAACCCCGAGACACAGAGUCUGCGAGAAAGUCUCGGAGGAAGCGGCAGAUUUAUGGCUAUGACAGCAGAUUCAGAUUUUGGAAGGACUUCCUACUCAACUAUCCUUUCUCAACAUCAGUGAAAUUAUCUACAGGCUGCACUGGCACGCUGUGGCAGAGAAAACACGUCCUUACAGCUGCCCACUGCAUACAUGAUGGGAAAACCUAUGUGAAAGGAACACAGAAACUCCGAGUGGGCUUCCUGAAGCCCAGGUAUAAAGAUGGUGGUCGAGGGACCAACAACUCGAGCUCAGCUACACCUGAAAAGAUGAAAUUUCAGUGGAUCCGAGUGAAACGCACCCAUGUGCCCAAGGGAUGGAUCAAAGGCAGUGCCAAUGACAUUGGCAUGGAUUAUGACUAUACUCUCCUAGAACUCAAAAAGCCCCACAAGAGAAAGUUCAUGAAGAUUGGAGUGAGCCCACCUGCUAAACAGCUGCCAGGAGGCAGAAUCCACUUCUCUGGUUAUGACAAUGACCGACCUGGCAAUUUGGUGUACCGCUUCUGUGAUGUCAAAGAUGAGACCUAUGACCUGCUCUACCAACAGUGCGAUGCCCAGCCUGGGGCCAGUGGAUCAGGGGUCUAUGUGAGGAUGUGGAAGAGACAGCAGCAGAAGUGGGAGCGAAAAAUUAUUGGCAUCUUCUCGGGGCACCAGUGGGUGGACAUGAAUGGUUCUCCACAGGAUUUCAAUGUGGCUGUUAGAAUCACUCCUCUCAAAUAUGCCCAGAUUUGUUACUGGAUAAAAGGAAACUAUGUGGAUUGCAGGGAGGGGUGACACGGUGUUUCUUCCUGGCAGCACUUAAUGGCCAUUAUGUACUCAUUGUAGAAGAUGCCAGCCUUAU
Castor canadensis (American beaver) is the source of this 1219-nucleotide messenger RNA. The record is from RefSeq and is a predicted model, not a curated record. Lineage: Eukaryota; Metazoa; Chordata; Mammalia; Rodentia; Castoridae.